AUGAGACCUUAUUAAGAGCCGCACCUUUUCUUUCACUGUUCCAUUCUCAAGGAGGGUAUCUCCAAGAUGAGAUCGUGGAUGCUUGCGACCGCUUUGCUGGCGAUUCUUCCCCUUAUAGCAGCUCAAAGAUGUACCGUCUCCGUCAGAACGCCUUACGUCACGACGACCUAUAGGAAAAUCAGUCGUGACACCACCUGUCACUGGAAGUGCGUCCUCAAGCACAAAAAGCAAAUCAACACCGACUACGACGUCGUCAAUACCUGCUCGAUCAACUACAAAACCACGACCCAGUCGGUGUGCUGCGAGGGCUACCAGGAGACGGCGAAGGGAUCUUGCGAACCUGUCUGCCACGGGUGCCAGAAUGGCACGUGCGUCGCACCGAACAGCUGCACGUGCAACGCGGGCUUCCGCAAGCAGCUGGGAGUCUGUGUUCCGGUUUGUGAACCCGAGUGUGGCCAUGGAACGUGCGUAGCACCCGGGGAGUGCUCCUGUCGGGAUGGGUUCACAGCGGAUCCGAAGAAGGGGUGUGUUCCUGCCUGUGAACCUCCUUGCCUGAAUGGGGACUGUGUUGGGUUGAACACUUGCGAGUGCUUCAGUGGAUUCUUGGAAACAGUGGAGUCCCAUGUAUGCAUGCCGGAAUGUGAUCCGGAUAUAGCGGAUUGUGGAAGUGGAACCUGUGUUGGUCCAAACCGUUGCGACUGCGUAGAGGGAUUUAUAUUCGAGGGGAAUCGAUGCAUUCCAAGAUGUGAUGCGACCUGCAUCAACGGAGCAUGUACAAAGCCAAAUACCUGCACAUGCAACGAGGGAUUCGUCAACAGUCCAGCGAAUCCAUCUGAAUGUGUUCCCUUCUGCAGUAGUGAAUGUCAAAAUGGGACCUGUGUGGCACCAGACACUUGCCAGUGCCUUCCUGGGUAUCAGCAAUCCCAUACUGUAGCCAAUUCUUGCGAACCCAGCUGCGAUUCCAAGUUUGUAGACAUCGCCAAUGGCGAAUGUAUCGCUCCUAAUGUUCUUAAGUGCAGUGAGGGAUUCCAGCUGGAAUACUCACCACUAUCCGGACGGACCUUCUGCCGAUACCCGUGUGAUGCCGAAUGCGUCCAUGGACUGUGUCUUUCGGAUGGAUCCUGCCAGUGCUGGGACGGAUUUAGUCCCUCUGUUGGCGCAGACAAUGUUUGCGAACCGAUUGGAAUGAAUUGCACACAAUCUUUGUGAGUGAUGUUAAUAAAACAAUAAAAACUA
Culex quinquefasciatus (southern house mosquito) is the source of this 1236-nucleotide messenger RNA. Its product is annotated as von Willebrand factor D and EGF domain-containing protein-like. The transcript has 2 exons. The record is from RefSeq and is a predicted model, not a curated record. The coding region runs from base 67 to 1209 and encodes 380 amino acids. Lineage: Eukaryota; Metazoa; Arthropoda; Insecta; Diptera; Culicidae.